AUGCUUGAUAGUAAUAUAAUGAAUAAUAAUGACGAAAUCAAUGUUGAUGUCAAGUGUAUAGAAGAUUUACCUGAAGAAAUUUUAUUACGUAUUUUUCGUUAUCUUCCACCAUAUGAAGAUUAUGCAUCUAUUCGACUUGUUUGUCGACAAUGGGAAAGACUUUGGCGUGAAAUAAAAACAUGGCGUAGAGAUACAUUUCAUAAUAAUUUAUCAUUAUCAACAGCACCAGUAUCAAUUCAUUGGCAUUCAAUUGAUCCGCCAACUAAAUUUAAUUUAACACCACGAUUUUCACAUUCUGUUUGUUAUGUUGAUUCUAAACGAAUGUUAUAUGUAUUUGGUGGUAGUCGAGAUAUGGCUACAUCACUUAAUGAUUUUUGGCGUUUAGAUUUAUCAACACGAAGUUGGGAAAGAAUUUUAGCAACUGGAAGAUAUCCACCACCAAAAUCUUCAGCAACAUUUAUCGAUGAUGAAAAUGGAAAUUUAAUACUAUUUGGUGGUCGUUCAAUGAUUUAUAUAGAUGAUAUACAUAUUCGAGAACAACUUCAUAGUGAAUUACAUUCAUAUUCAUUUGAAAGAAAUUCUUGGAGUUUACAUGAUAAUUUAAAUGAACCUGGACCGAUUUGUGAUCAUAGUGCAUCUAUGAUUAAUGUAAAUAAUCAAAAACGAAUGAUUGUAUUUGGUGGAAAUACUGGAACAAGAGAACAACCAUCACCAUUACAACGAACAAAUGAUUUAUGGCAAUGGACAGAUAUUCAUACGAAUACAUGGACAAUGAUUCAAGUUGAUGGUAUUCGACCAGAACCAAGAAAAGGUCAUUCUCAAUUUACCUUAAAUUCUGAAAAUAUUUUCAUUGUUGGUGGUUCAUCGUCAACACGUUUUUGUCAUGAUGUAUGGCUUUUUUCAUUUCAAACAAAUCAAUGGACACAGAUUCCAGUUAAUAAUCCACAUCCACAUGAUUUUGCACCUAAUAAUGAUGAUUCACCAUAUUGUAUGGCUAUUCCAUCAUGUAUAUUAGUAACAUUUGGUCGAAUAAAACGACAUCCAACUGAAAAUGAACGCAACAUGUAUAGUCAAUAUGAUUUUUCUCAUUGUGAUAAAAAAUCUCGUGAAGAAUUAAGUCUUCCUCCAAGUAGUUCAAGUGAUGAAAGUGAUGAAAAAACUCGUUACUCCGUAACAACACAUAAACGAUCAAUAAUUCCAUCUUCAAUAAAAACUAAAUAUAAUAUGAUAGAAAUAUCAGGUGGUUUUCAAAUCUAUCGACUUGAUCUAUCAAAUAUAUUUUCAUUAAAUCCUUGUGUAACAUGGUUACCAUCAAAAUGUACAUCUGUAUUUGGUAGUCCAACACAUUCAUCACUUUAUUAUUCUUUAAUAUGUGCUCGAAGUGAAUUGAUUCUCUUCGGUGGUGUAGAAAAACGAAAAUUACAUUUACAAAAAAAAUUAUCGGAAAAUGAUAUUCGAUAUCAAUCGAUAUCCGGCACACUUGCUUUUAUUACAAUAUCAAAUAUUCCUCUUUAG
Messenger RNA from Adineta steineri, 1515 nucleotides. Lineage: Eukaryota; Metazoa; Rotifera; Eurotatoria; Adinetida; Adinetidae. The record is from the annotation of a GenBank genome assembly.